This is a messenger RNA of Helianthus annuus (common sunflower), 1360 nucleotides long. RefSeq names its product elongator complex protein 5. The transcript has 9 exons. Gene Ontology annotation, cellular component: elongator holoenzyme complex; nucleus; cytosol. The record is from RefSeq and is a predicted model, not a curated record. Gene Ontology annotation, biological process: tRNA wobble uridine modification. Gene Ontology annotation, molecular function: tRNA binding. Bases 128 to 1231 code for a protein of 367 amino acids. NCBI's taxonomy places the organism in Eukaryota, Viridiplantae, Streptophyta, Magnoliopsida, Asterales, Asteraceae.
ACAUGGUAACAAACAAAUCUUAUGCCCCGCAUAAAACACUUUCUUCUUCUUCUUCUUCUUCCCAAUCGAGUUAGGGUUUUGUCCCAAUCGUAAACCCUAAUUCAACAAGUACCGGAAUCGUUUAACAAUGGCGGACGCCGUUUGCAGAGUGUUACGUGACGGAGCACUGGAAGGUGAACACGCAACGUCUCUCACCAUUAACGACUCUGUUGAUUCACCGUUUGGUCCCACUGUCUUCCAUUAUGUUUUCACUCAGCUUUCGUCCUUCAUUUCAUCCGGAAAAUCUCAGUCUCGAGGCAUUGUGCUCGUGACGUUUUCGAGGAGUCCUUCGUUCACAGCUCAAUUGCUUGAAAACAGAGGAAUUGAUGUUGCCGGAUCGCAUGAAUGGCUGAGAGUUUUGGAUUGUUAUACUGAUCCUUUAGGGUGGAAAGAACGUCUUAAGGAUCAUGGAGUUAUUAAAACUCCAUUAACAGAAGCUUCACUUAACGUUACUGUCUGCAAAGAUGUUAGAAAAUUGGAUGAUUUGUUCUCUCAGAUUCUUACAUUAGGAAAAGGACUUGUUGGAGACGGGAAAAAUCGGUUCUCAGUUGCCAUAGACUCGUUAACCGAGAUGAUAAGACACACGUCACUGUCUUCAGUUGCUUGCCUGUUAAGCAAUCUCCGGAGCCAUGCUCAAGUAUCUAGCAUCUUUUGGCUACUGCAUUCUGAUCUCCAUGACUUGAAAGCUGUUGCUGCUUUUGAAUACAUGUCUUCAAUGGUGGCUAAUGUAAAACCACUUACUUCAGAGAACACUGAUAAGUUUUAUUUGCUUGAACAAAGUUACAAAAGAGGCCAGUUUCAUGCAUCUCUCAAACGAAGAAAUGGUCGCGUUAGGGUUAUGCGUGAAGAGUUUUCCAUUGAGAACUCGUUGAUCAAGUUCACUUCAAUCGCAUACGGGGAGAAUGCGGUUGCACAGAGCCUUGUCCCUAAAGUGCAAUUCAAUUUGCAGCUGUCAGAUAAAGAAAGAAGUGAUAGAGCAAAAGUUGUACUUCCAUUUGAGCACCAGGAAACGGAGAAAUCAGUUCAGAUAUAUGAUGGCCGUAAAUCAGACAAACACGAAUCAAACGGUGCGUAUGUCGAGAACUCGAAGAAACAAGAGGAUUCUGGCAGGGGAGAGAUCAUAUAUUUUCGUGAUUCAGAUGAUGAGAUGCCUGAUUCUGAUGAGGAUCCGGAUGAUGAUUUAGAUAUAUAACCUGUACACAUAUCUGUUACGUUGGAAUACGAAAAUUAUUUGUGUUUUUUUAUUUGAUUUUAGGGCUAACAAACAAAUCAUAGUUGGUGCUUGGAGGCAUUUUUAUAUACAUCAAAAUCUUUUCUUGUA